CACUCCUAAACCCUGUGGAAAGCCUUCACAGAAGAGUUAAGCUGUUAUAGGUGCAAAGGGUGGGCCGACGUCUUAUUAAUCCCUGAAUAGGAUAGGAUGUCACUUAAAUUCAUAUGCGUGUAAAGAGAGAUGAGCAAAUACUUGUGGCAAUAUAGUGUAUGUGACCCAUAAAAUAAAAUAAAAGAUAAUGGUAACUGUUGUUGGAAAGAAAAUAGUAUACAAGUGAAAUCAAUCUCUAAAGGGGAAAAUUGAUGAGACAUACUGUUGUGAGAGUAUUGCUGCUUAUUGACACUUCUGUGGCCAUGACACUGAUAUCUUACUGUUACAUCACACAUUACCUAAUGCUAAGUGAGUCCCCUGAUGCUAAAAUUGCUUCUUUAAAAAGUAUGAGACCUUAUCUGCUGCUGCUCAGUACUAACUGCUUCCAGUGAUGAGACAAGACGGAUGUCACAAACAGGUAUUGAUGUAUUACAAGCAAGCUGCUAUCUUUACAUUAUUUGUGGAACAUUUCUAACAGAAGAGUUUGUGUUUGCUGUUCAGCCACUGUUGUCUUUUAAUACAUCAAGUAUCUCUGAUAUCUAGAUUGCCAAGACUUUGUCAGUAUCCUAACACUGACAGGAUAUUGUUCUACUUGUUAUUUCAGGCUGAUGGAAAACUACACGUACAACAGCUUCAUACUUCAGAUAGAAGGGUUAAAGGUCUCAAAGGAUUCCAUGUACCCUGUUUUUUUCUUUUUACUCAUUGCCUACAUUGUUACAAUGGCUCUGAAUAUAGGCAUUUCAAUUAUAAUUUUGAUUGACAAGAACCUUCACCAGCCUAUGUAUGUCAUUUUCUGCAACCUGUCAGUCAGUGACAUGAUUGGUUGUACUAAUACUGUGCCCCGUUUGCUUGCUUAUAUUUUAGUGCCUCCAUCUCAGCGUCUCAUCACUUAUUAUGAAUGUGUGGUCCAAGCUUUCAUUUCACACUUGUUUGGUACAACAUCCCAAACUGUGCUCAUGAUUAUGGCCUAUGACAGAUACGUGGCCAUUUGCAAUCCACUGCACUAUGCUUCCAUAAUGACCACCAAAAUGGUGAUUAAGCUGACAGUUGCUGCUUGGGGAGUGGCCUUCGUUUUGGUGGGGAUUCUGCUCGGUCUGACCAUACGUCUCAACCGAUGCAGGACUGUGAUCAUGAAUCCAUACUGUGACAAUGCUUCCCUGUUUAAGCUGUCCUGUGAGAGUGUGUUGAUCAAUAACGUCUAUGGUCUCACUUUCACUGUAGUGUUGAAAGUCGCCUCUAUAGGCAGCACAAUUCUCACAUAUGCUAAGAUAACAAUGGUCUGCAUGAGUGGUAAAAACAAAUCUUUGAACAAGAAAGCCUUGAAGACUUGCAGCACUCACUUGGUUGUGUAUCUGAUCAUGUUGCUCAGUGGAUUUAUUGGCAUUAUUCUGCAUCGCUUCCCUCAAUACACAGACUACAGAAAACUUACCGCUGUUCUGUUUGUGAUUGUCCCUGGCAGCCUUAACACCAUUAUUUAUGGGGUGCAGUCUAAAGAGAUAAGAAAAUUCUUACAUGAAAUGUUUCAUAAGAAAAACUGCUUCGCAUUGUGUAAAAUAUAAAAGCCUACUUUGUCAAUAUGUAAAUAAAUGUCUGUAGAUGAACGCACAGGAUUCCAUUGAUUACAGCAGCAAACAGGAGAGGGUGCAAAGCAUGCAAGCUUAAAGGGAAGGAUGAGCAUUCAGAAAGAAUAA
Molecule: messenger RNA, 1730 nt
Organism: Scatophagus argus
Lineage: Eukaryota; Metazoa; Chordata; Actinopteri; Scatophagidae
Product: olfactory receptor 52K1-like
Exons: 1
Coding region: 648-1598 (316 amino acids)
Biological process (GO): G protein-coupled receptor signaling pathway
Cellular component (GO): membrane
Molecular function (GO): olfactory receptor activity; G protein-coupled receptor activity
Source: RefSeq, a predicted model, not a curated record